AUGAGGGUGGCCGUGUACCAGCGGCACGAGGACCUAGGCAAACACCUGCGCCUCCACCACCAUGGCGCCAGCAGAAGGUGGGUCUGCGGUGUAUGCUUCUUCACCGACGACAGUGCUUAUGCGCUGAAGAAGGUGAGGAAGCAUCACGCAGACUCCCAUGCAAAUAGUGCGGUGCCUCGUGCCGCUGGGGCACGGUCAUCUGCCCCCGCGGGAAGGGUUAGCGGCGGUGCACCCUCGGCUGGGGGGGAUUCAGCCGAGGAGCGACCUUCUAUAGACGCGGCGCCAGCCGAAAUGACGCAGAGGCCCUCUCCGUCCCCGCUGGAAGCGGCAGGGACCACCACGCGUGGAGGCGCGCUAACGCGCGCCAAGAAAUCUACCCUAACCAACACCCGGACCACGGUGGCUGCAAAACCAAGCAACGCGCCGAAGAAGAAACCGACCAUCACUUCUACGGUGACGGGGAGGAACCUAUUGACGGGCUGGGCCAUUAAGAAGACGGCAGCGACACCAACAACGAGGAAGAGCGGGACGCCGUCCAGCCCCGCCGAUGGACGACCUCCAUCCACGGGGAGUCCCGCCACCCCGCCGACAGUACCCCAAACACCACCCCACCAGCGGGGACCGGCGCUGCUAAAAGGACUAGCGGCGGGCCAGCGUCAAUGA
Osmia bicornis bicornis is the source of this 663-nucleotide messenger RNA. Its product is annotated as platelet glycoprotein Ib alpha chain-like. The transcript has a single exon. The coding region runs from base 1 to 663 and encodes 220 amino acids. Lineage: Eukaryota; Metazoa; Arthropoda; Insecta; Hymenoptera; Megachilidae. The record is from RefSeq and is a predicted model, not a curated record.